Molecule: messenger RNA, 1441 nt
Organism: Triplophysa dalaica
Lineage: Eukaryota; Metazoa; Chordata; Actinopteri; Cypriniformes; Nemacheilidae
Gene: hmgb3b
Product: high mobility group box 3b
Exons: 5
Coding region: 182-805 (207 amino acids)
Biological process (GO): regulation of transcription by RNA polymerase II
Cellular component (GO): nucleus
Molecular function (GO): DNA binding, bending
Source: RefSeq, a predicted model, not a curated record
GGCUGUUUUAAACGUGCGCCGCGGCUGACCAAUCAGGCAGGUCUCGUACUAGUGAGCUAGCGCGAGGCUGUGUGGUCUUCUAUAGAGAGGAAGCGCGAGGCCGUUUAGUGUGACUGAGGAGAACAGACGACGGUGCAAACGUUAUCAGAAGGUGUGGUGAUAUUUGAGUGGUGCAGCAACAAUGGCGAAAGGUGAACCAGGAAAGCCCAAAGGCAAGAUGUCUGCCUAUGCUUAUUUUGUGAAGACGUGUCGUGAGGAACACAACAAGAAGAACCCUGGCGUUAGUGUCAGCUUCUCAGAGUUUUCCAAGAAGUGCUCAGAGCGAUGGAAAACUAUGUCACCCAAAGAAAAGACUAAAUUUGAUGACUUCGCCAAACAAGACAAGGUCCGUUAUGACCAGGAAAUGAUGACCUUCAAUCCAGGAAAGAAGGGUCAGAAGCAGAAGAAGGACCCCAAUGCUCCGAGGCGACCAGCGUCAGGGUUUUUCCUGUUCUGUGCGGACAACAGGCCUGGUAUUAAGGCCCAGCAUCCAAGCCUGGGAAUUGGAGAUGUAGCCAAGAGACUUGGUGAGAUGUGGAACAAUCUGUCCGAUUCUGAAAAGCAGCCCUUCCUGUCAAAAGCCAACAAACUGAAGGACAAGUAUCAGAAGGACAUGGCUGACUACAAAGGAAAGGGCAAAGGAAGUGGAGGGGCAUCAUCUGCUAAAUCCAAACCCAAACCCAAGGUGGAAGAUGACGACGACGAUGAUGAUGAUGAAGAUGACGAGGAGGAAGAUGAUGAGGAUGACGAAGACGAGGAUGACUAAAGAACUUUCUUUUAAUUUGGCAGUAAGAGUUAUGUUUGUUCACUGCCAUUCGGUUUCAGUUGAGUCUGGUUCUGACAGGUCUUUGUGUCAAGGCUGCAAUACACGGAGACGCCCCCAAUGCAUGCAAGCUCUGACUUCAGACAACCGAACUCUUAAUGUUUGGUUUGCUGGCGGUCCUGUUAAAGCUUGCUGUUCUACUGUAAUGAUAAAAGCAAAAUGUAUCCACACCGUUCAACAAGAUUCAUAACAGUGGUAGCAGUACAUACUCUUUUAAAAAAAACUAUUUAAGGUGGUGUGUUUCUGUAUGGCUGUUGACUUUUUUUUUUUGGACUCUCCCAGCUUUCAAAAUGCACAAAUUGUGGAUAAGCUUUUUUCCACUAAUUGGCCCUUAGGUUUCAUGCAUUUGAGAGGAUGUUUGUAAUGUGUGAUGAUUUAUUAUUUGUUAAAAUAUUAUAUUUGAUCAUUUUAUGUGUAUUAGAGAGUCUGGGGAAGAUGUCUGCUUUAACCAGAGUCAAGUGCUCAAUACUUUAACUGGGGAAAGCUCUUAUUUGCACCUUCAAUUUGUUACGUUUUUUUUUUUAUGUAUAGGUGACACUGUGAUUUCAAAUAAACAUGGCAUUUUUAGAUCUCCAAAAA